Molecule: messenger RNA, 1956 nt
Organism: Lachancea thermotolerans CBS 6340
Lineage: Eukaryota; Fungi; Ascomycota; Saccharomycetes; Saccharomycetales; Saccharomycetaceae
Product: KLTH0F01518p
Exons: 1
Coding region: 1-1956 (651 amino acids)
Cellular component (GO): extracellular region
Source: RefSeq, a predicted model, not a curated record
AUGAAGUAUUCGUCGAUCGCAGGCCUCUGUAUGGCCGUUGCUGCGGUAUCCGCGCAGACCACCACAACAGACGAUUUCACUGCUACCGCUAUAGACCUGACGCUCACCAAGCCCGGCGCGACGGGUUCGUCCGGUGUGACAUCUGCCCCAAGCUCAUCGGCGACUGGUUCGUCGGCGGCUCCAUCUGGCUCCUCUGUUGCACCAUCCGGUUCUUCUAGCGUUCCAUCUGGUUCUUCUGCAGCUCCAUCUGGUUCAUCUGCCGCUCCAUCUGGUUCUUCCGGUGUUCCAUCUGGUUCUUCUGCAGCUCCAUCCGGAUCUUCUGCUGCCCCAUCUGGUUCGUCGGCGGCUCCAUCUGGCUCCUCUGUUGCACCAUCCGGUUCUUCUAGCGUUCCAUCUGGUUCUUCCGGUGUUCCAUCUGGUUCAUCUGCCGCUCCAUCCGGCUCUUCUGCAGCUCCAUCCGGCUCUUCUGCUGCCCCAUCUGGUUCGUCGGCGGCUCCAUCCGGUUCUUCUAGCGUUCCAUCUGGUUCUUCUGCAGCUCCAUCCGGCUCUUCUGCUGCCCCAUCUGGUUCGUCGGCGGCUCCAUCCGGUUCUUCUAGCGUUCCAUCUGGUUCUUCUGCAGCUCCAUCUGGUUCUUCUGCCGCUCCAUCUGGUUCUUCUGGUGUUCCAUCUGGUUCUUCUGCUGCCCCAUCUGGUUCAUCUGCCGCUCCAUCCGGCUCUUCUGCAGCUCCAUCCGGCACUUCAAGCGUCGCCCCAAGUUCUUCAGCUAUUUCAUCUGGUUCCUCAAGCGUCCCAUCCGGAAGCAUCAUCACAUCUGGUUCAUCUAGCGCACCUGUUUCCAGCUCUGUCCCUUCGUCCUCUUUCUCAUUGUCCUCUAGUGCUCCAAACUCGGUCUGGUACUCUAACACUUCCAGCACAUACCCAUCUACUACCGGCGGAUUGACUAGCUUGCCAAUCACAUCUGACUCUAGUUCUUCGCCAAGUAGUUCUGAGUCGAGCACUACCGACUCUAGUUCUUCUGAUGCUAUUUCGACCGUGGCCAGCUCUUCAGACGUCAGCUCUUCUCUUGCCAGCUCAAGUGCUGUCAGCUCAGUUGUGGUCAGCUCCUCCGAUGUCAGCUCUUCUGCUCCAAGCUCCUCAGUUGCUAGUUCUUCUGCUCCAAGCUCUUCAGUUGCUAGUUCUUCUGCUCCAAGCUCCUCAGUCGCCAGCUCUUCGGAUACCAGCUCCAUUCUAGCCAGCUCAAGUGCUGCAAGCUCUGUUGCCGUCAGCUCUUCUGCUGCAAGCUCUUCUGCCCCAAGCUCUUCUGCUGCCACUUCAUCUAGUGCCACCUCUUCGAGCUCGCUCCUAGCUGCUUCUGCUUCCAACGCUGCCAUGACCACGAUUACUGGUUCUUCUGUCACUAGCAGCUCCGUUGCAUCAAGCACCACUGCUAGCGCUACCACCACGCUAGACGCUGCUACCGCUAGCGCCAUCCUAAGCGAGCACAACGCCAAGAGAAGCCUCCACUCCAACACACCUGACCUAACCUGGGAUGACAGCUUAUCCGCAUGGGCCUAUGCCUACGCUGAGUCUCUUUCGGGCACCAGCUACGACCCAUGCUCUGGCAACCUAGUCCACUCCUCAACCAGAAACAAUCAGGGUGAAAACAUCGGCUUCGGUACUGUUUCAGACCCAAACACCUUGGUUGACUACUGGUAUGAUGAAAUCCAAUACUACGACUACGACAACGUUACUGGCAUCACGCACGAUGGCCAGGAAGUUGGUCACUUCACUCAGUUAGUUUGGGCAUCCACCACUAAGGUUGGUUGUGCUGUUAUUCAGUGUGACACCAUGGCCAAAUAUGGCCAAAACUCCCAAUACCUGCUUUGUGAAUACACUCCAGCAGGCAAUAUCUACAACGGCACUCCUGGCCAGGACGAGUUCUCGUUCUUCAAGGAGAACGUUCAGAGAUUGAAGUGA